AAAACAACUGAACCACCAAAACCUCAACCAUUCAAAAAAUGUUGCCAAUUCUUGUGCUGCUAGCUCUGCCCAUAAUCCUCAUUCUUUACUUUCAAAAAUACAAACCAAAACCUGUCCAAAACCUCCUUCCACCAGGGCCUCCUGGGCUCCCUUUCAUCGGCAACUUGCACCAGUUUGAUGCCCAAUAUCCCCAUAAAUAUCUGAAUAACCUUUCCAAGCAAUAUGGCCCCCUCAUGUCCAUGAAGCUCGGAUCCAGGCCUCUUCUGGUGAUUUCCUCAGCAAAUAUACUGAAAGAAAUCAUGAAAUCCCACGACUUAGUUUUUUCAGGCAGGCCUACGCAUGUCGCUAUGCAGAGGCUGUCCUACAACGGCCUGGACAUUGCAUUUUCCUCGUACAACGACCUGUGGAGGGAGAUGAGGAAAGUUUCAAAUCUCCAUCUGUUUAGCCCCAAACAGGUCCAGUUUUUUCGCCCGGUUCGGGAAGACGAAGUUUCCAGGAUGAUCAACAAGAUUUACGGGGAUGCGUCGCUGUCCAGGGUUACUAACCUGAGUGAGAUGAUGAAUACUAUGACGAGCAACACGAUCUGCAGAGUGGCACUGGGCAAGAGCAGCAUGGACGAAGGGUUCGCAAGCCGUUUUUACCAACUUUUCCAUGAUGUUCAGGGCGUGUUGGUGGCAUUCUGUGUGGAGGACUAUUUUCCGUUGCUGGGAUGGAUUGAUAAAAUCUCUGGAAUGCGGAAAAGGCUGGAGAAGAUCUUCAGGGAAUUGGAUUCUUUCUACCAGGAGCUUAUUGAGGAGCACUUGGAUAAAAACAGGCCUAAAGCAAUGGAAGGAGACAUUCUUGAUAUCUUACUUGGGCUGAUGAGAGAUGGAUUGUCUUCCAUUCCUCUUACUGUGGAUCAUGUCAAAGCAGUUAUCAUGAACAUCUUAGUAGGAGGAACUGAUGCAAACGCAGCUAUUACAGUAUGGGCAAUGACAGCCCUAAUGAAGAGUCCAAUCCCAAUGAAGAGAGCGCAGACAGAGAUAAGGAACUUGGGAAAGAAGGAUUUAAUAGAUGAGAAUGAGAUUGCUUCACUUCCCUAUCUAAGGGCAGUCAUAAAGGAAAUCUUCAGACUAUACCCACCGGCUCCACUUUUAGUCCCAAGAGAGACUUUGCAAGAAUGCACCAUAAAUGGCUAUGAAAUUCAGCCGAAAACUUUGGUAUAUAUCAAUGCAUGGGCUAUUGCUAGGGACCCCCAGUUCUGGAACGAUGCAGACGAGUUUGUGCCAGAGAGAUUCUUGGAGAGUGAAAUUGAUGUGAGAGGUCAUGAUCCGGAGGUGAUCCCGUUCGGGAUAGGGCGGAGAGGGUGUCCGGGGAUUUCAAUGGGGAUGGCGACGGUGGAGCUAGCGUUGGCUAAUCUUUUGAAUGCAUUUGACUGGGAAUUGCCUGCCGGAAUGAAAGAAGAAGACCUAGAUUUUGAAGUGUUGCCUGGAAUGACAAUGCAUAAGAAGAAUGCCCUUUGUCUUGUGGCCAAGCCUGUGUAUGGCUAGGGUAGUAGCUACUGUAAUUUAUGUCAAGGUGUGUAUUUUGUAAGAUUUUGCUUGUAAACAGGAGGUGUACUUAUAUUCAAAACUAAAAUCUCUAUGGGUGCACUUGUAUUUUUGUAAAGGACGGGGUUGUUCAUUUAAUUAGAGCUAAUCUCGUAAAGUAUCGACGUAA
Messenger RNA from Sesamum indicum (sesame), 1698 nucleotides. Its product is annotated as 6,7,8-trihydroxycoumarin synthase. NCBI's taxonomy places the organism in Eukaryota, Viridiplantae, Streptophyta, Magnoliopsida, Lamiales, Pedaliaceae. The record is from RefSeq and is a predicted model, not a curated record. Gene Ontology annotation, molecular function: monooxygenase activity; heme binding; iron ion binding.